AUGUGGAGGCGACCUCGACCUCGUGACCAGUCGGGACGCGGCCGAAGACGAACAAGAACCCCUAUUCCAGAUCCAGUUCCAGCUUCGGAUGACAGCGAUGACGACAGUGGCGACGGCGACGACGACAACAGCACUAGUGAAAUGGAUAUAGACACCAAUGAUGAUCCUCCUGUGAGAGACGGGCCUAACGCGACGACUAUAGGUUUUGAGUUUGAAUUGGCUAUAGCUGUGACCAAAAGGUCUGCAGACAUUCCGGAUCCGCAUCCGAAUGAUGGACGCUGGUUAUCAGAUAAACUCGUUACAAGAUAUGAAGAUGGCCUUGGCUUCAGGUAUACCACAAAAAAUAAAAUAGUCGAUACCCUAAGAGCCGCUGGAGUGCCAGCGCGGAAGAGCCAGGAAUAUUGGUACGACAGCAUGCUGAACGAACAGGACUCGGGCUUCGAGUGGUGGGAUAGCUUAGAAUACGAAACUACCAAUGAAAAUGACCUAUCUCUUGCCACCUGGGCGGGGAAUUAUCAAUGGAACGAUGCUAUAACAGAUGAUAAGAAUGUCGAACAGGCUACAAAGACGUUAGCUGCUCAAUUUUGGCAACACCACAAAGACCAAAAGUUGGCACCACACCUAACAAGCCAAGAGAUUAUGGAGACCCUGCAAAAGGAUAUAGGCUACAUGAUCGUCGGAGUGGCCCCAAAAAAGUGUCGAGAGAAGGUUAAAACGAUUUGGCUUGAACGAGUGAUGGGAAUUGCGAGGAGUGAGAAAAAGGCACACUACGGGGCCCAAGGCCAUGAUGAUCCCAACCUUGUACGGGACGUAGCUGAAGAUGAAAAAUACCGAGCGUGGUCAGUUACUAACGAUGUUUCGGUUGAUUGCGACACAGAUCGAACUCAUUACAACAUCCCACCUGGUUCGAUCCCAACUUUCCCAUUGACCGGACUACCUAUAGGGGAGCCGUCAACACUAUACAAAUGGUUUGGUGCAGAAGUUGUCUCUCCCGUUAUGGAUUACGACAACCCGGGAGUUUAUCCUUCAUUGAGAAGGACUGCUCAGGCACUUAGAGUCGUGAUGCGGAUCCACAAACCAAUGUCACACAUCCAGUCUGGAGUCCACAUCCAUAUAGGUCAACAAGCUGGGUGGACAUUGCUACAUCUGAAAAAAUUCGCGACACUUUGGCAUGUAAUCGAGCCUUUAAUGUUCAGUUUGCAUAGGCAAGAACGUUCAGCCGGUCGUUGGUGUUUGCCGAUGAAUAGGGAUAGUAUCCUGGGAAGGCUCGUAUAUCGGCAUGACACCAGAUACAGCAAAUACGCACCUACGACAACAGGACCGAAAAGGAAGGCCUAUCAAAUGCAAAUGAAUCGAUACACUCCAGACUUCGAUAAUCGCGCUCUAAUGCGCCAAUUUGUGUACCUUAUUUGGCAGUAUGAUACUCUAGACGACCUGAAGAGCGCAAUGCACCAAUCAUCUCUUGGGAUGUGUAGUAUCCGAUGGAGGGUCAGUGGGAAUAAGUUGUCCGCCAUGCCUGAUCGUGAGGAUAUACAGACUUUAGAGUUUAGGUUGAUGCAAGGGACUUUAGACGCCGAUCAUGUCUGGAAAUGGGCGAGUAUCCUCGAGCGUCUCGUCGUCUUUGCCAGGGACGCAACUGAACAUAUGUUCAGAGAUGCCAUUGCGGAGAUCGUGGAAGGAAACACUCCGCAAAGCGUAGGGCUAAAUCAGGAGGACUUGCGGUGGUUUAAAGACCGGUGGUCAGACAAGAAGUUUUUUACUUACCCUGACAAGGACGUGAUUGACUGGAGUGACCCCUUUAUGGUCCCAGGGCAUGGUGACACGCAUGCUAGGUAG
Messenger RNA from Xylaria bambusicola, 1836 nucleotides. RefSeq lists its product as uncharacterized. The transcript is spliced from 4 exons. NCBI's taxonomy places the organism in Eukaryota, Fungi, Ascomycota, Sordariomycetes, Xylariales, Xylariaceae. The coding region runs from base 1 to 1836 and encodes 611 amino acids. The record is from RefSeq and is a predicted model, not a curated record.